This is a messenger RNA of Cyphomyrmex costatus, 2083 nucleotides long. Its product is annotated as 1-acyl-sn-glycerol-3-phosphate acyltransferase gamma. The record is from RefSeq and is a predicted model, not a curated record. Gene Ontology annotation, cellular component: endomembrane system. Gene Ontology annotation, molecular function: 1-acylglycerol-3-phosphate O-acyltransferase activity. Lineage: Eukaryota; Metazoa; Arthropoda; Insecta; Hymenoptera; Formicidae. The transcript has 7 exons. Bases 299 to 1480 code for a protein of 393 amino acids.
UAUUGGUGGUAUCUCUAGUCUCCCGAUGAGGAACGGAGUACGAAGCAGUAGUACGAGACAAGCAGUACAAAGCGCCGACGUCGAGGCACUGUCGAGGCACGCACAAAAGCGCACCAUCAGUUCACCGUUAGUGAAUUUUCGAACUUCGCACUUUGAUCCGUAUAUAUCACACUUAGCACAUGCACAGCUUUCUUCCGCACGCACGCUUUCUCUUGCCUGGGAUGUCUAAUUAAGGCAGAGAAACCAAACAUUCAUGUUUUCUAUAAGGCAUACAGUCUAGUACUAUUUACUUAUUACAAUGGGAGUUCUCACCUUUGUGAAGGUCUUGCUUUGUGAAUGUUUUUUUUUGGCGAUACAGCUUUUGUUUGCCAUCACAUUUUUUACAUCUGGCUUGAUAAUAAAUUUCUUCCAAUGCAUUUUAUACCUUGGACUGAGGCCCUUUUCUAAGUACUUCUACCGCAAGAUCAACUAUUAUCUCUGUUAUUCCUUUUACUGUCAAUUAGUAUUUAUGGCAGAAUGGUGGGCAGGAUCAGACUUGAUGUUAUACAUAGAUAAAGAGGACUUCGAUAAAUAUUUUGGUAAUGAACACGGCUACCUUCUGAUGAAUCAUAGUUACGAUACCGAUUGGUUGAUAGGUUGGCUGCUAUGUGAUCGCCAGAGAUUGCUAGGUAACUGUAAAGCUUAUGCUAAGAAGUCGAUACAAUAUCUUCCUACGUUGGGGUGGGCAUGGAAAUUCGCUGAAAGUAUCUUUCUUGAGAGGAGUUGGGAGAAAGAUAAAGAGAAUAUCAAAAAUCAAAUCAAAGAACUUGUCGAGUAUCCUGAUACAAUAUGGUUGCUGCUCUAUCCCGAGGGUACGCGCUUUACGCCCGAAAAGCUAGAAGCUGGUCAGAAGUUUGCCAUAAAAAAUAGUCUGCCAGUAUUAAAAUAUCAUUUAACGCCACGCACAAAGGGCUUUACCGCUAGCAUUCCACAUAUGAGAGGCAAAGCAAUGGCCAUUUAUGAUAUUCAGAUAGCAUUCAAGUCAUCUGAUCCCGUGAAACCGACUGUGAGGAAUCUUCUUUUGGGAAAACGACUAGAAGGACAUAUGUAUGCUAAAAGAAUUCCAAUCGAGGAGGUACCGGAAGAAGACGAAGCCGCUGCUAAAUGGCUGCAUACACUUUAUCAGCAAAAGGACCGUAUGAUGGAGAGCUUCUAUAAGACCGGUGAUUUUUUUGCUACGAGUGGAGUACCUAGGAUAGAGUCGUUCAAGCUAAAGAGAAGAUACUAUUCUCUCAUUAACACCAUAUUCUGGGCGAUAGUUGUUCUUGUACCAACACUAUAUUACCUCCUAAGGCUCCUGCUAUCUGGUUCGAUCAUUGGCAUUACUGUCGUGGUCGGGAUUAUCUUUGCAUUUUAUGUGCUAAUGUACAAAACUCUCGGAAUGUCGGAAAUAAGCAAGAGUUCAUCGUAUGGAACGGAGGAUACCAAAAAGGACAAAUAAUUUCAAAGCAUUACUUUAUGAGAGAUGACUCCCGUAAAAAAAAUAGAAGUGACAAAUCAAGGAUUGAAAUAGAUUUUGGGUAAGAACAGUGACAAGAAAGAAGAUAGCGGAAAAGAAUGCAGCAGAUACGUAUACAUUUGAUUUAUACUUUUGUGUAAUCCAUUCAGUGCGCGUAAGCGCACCUUCCAACACACAAAUGCGUUUUCUGUAUGGAUAUUAAAUAUGUAACACAUAAACUUACACAUACUUAAUAUACAGAAUAUUCCGAAAUUUACGAAUAAAAAUACAACAGUAAGAAAGUUUUUCAAAAAUUAAGUAAACAAGUUAUUUUUGCAAAUUUUUAUUUUUCGUACUAGGGCGCGUAAAAUGAUAGUUUUAUUCCCGCAUUUGCGGGAGUAAAAUGCGAUUUUACACCCCGGAGAAUUGUAAAUAAAUAACACCCAAUUACUCCCCAAUCAGCAAAACAAUCCAUGAACCUCAUUCCCCACCUUCACAGCUCCCUAGUACGAAAAAUGUUGUUUGCGACUCGGGAGUAAGGUUUUCACACCCGCGUGUGUUCGACCGUACACUCGGGCUGGCUUCGCCAGCCCUCGUGCCGUCGAA